This is a messenger RNA of Manis javanica (Malayan pangolin), 4123 nucleotides long. It is a transcript of the gene ZNF671, whose product is annotated as zinc finger protein 671. Gene Ontology annotation, biological process: regulation of transcription by RNA polymerase II. NCBI's taxonomy places the organism in Eukaryota, Metazoa, Chordata, Mammalia, Pholidota, Manidae. Gene Ontology annotation, molecular function: DNA-binding transcription factor activity, RNA polymerase II-specific; RNA polymerase II transcription regulatory region sequence-specific DNA binding. Gene Ontology annotation, cellular component: nucleus. The record is from RefSeq and is a predicted model, not a curated record.
GGGACUUCCGGCAGCUUCUUAGCAACGGACAUUUUGUGGGUUGUUACGAGGAUCUACGGCAGUCAGGGGUCCUGAAUACUUGGUCAGGCUGCAGGUACAGGAAUCGGGAAGGCACAUUUCGAGGUGUCCCUACUGCACAGAGAGGAGUUGGCAGCUCGGCUGUGGGGACCCCCGCCGGUGACCCCGCGGUGGGGGCAGGACUUGGGUUGGUGGUGGCCGCACCCAUGACCUAGACGCCCACUUCUGCCCUGCUCUGCUCACAAGCCCCGAUGGCAGCGGCAUUGCUGAGGGACCUGGCACAGGGCUGUGUGGCCUCUGAGGAUGUGUUUGUGUACUUCUCCCGGGAAGAGUGGAGGCUCCUGGAUGAGGCUCAGAGGCUCCUGUACCAGGAUGUGAUGCUGGAGAACUUGGCGCUUUUAGCCUCACUGGGAAUUGCGUCCUCCAGGUCCCACUUAGUCAUGCAGCUGGCGCAAGGGGAGGAGCCCUGGAUGCCUGACCAAGUGGAUCUGAGUCCAGCAGCAGCAGGAGAGGCUCAGAAGGGAUCUGGGCCUGGCUGUUGGUGUGGAGUGGACAGUAAAGAUACAUCCUCCGAGCAGACUGUUUCCUCAGAAGGAGUGUCGCAGGUCAGGACUCCUGUGGCAGGCAUGAACACCCACCCACAUGACAUGUCUGGCCCAGUAUUGAAAGACAGGUCACUCCUGACCGAUUACCAGAGGGGAGAAGCCAGGCAUCAGCCACUCACCUGCGGGGCGUGUGGGGAGCAGUUCUGGCCCAGUGAUAACUGUCCUCAGCACCAGGAGCAGCGGAGUGCAGAGAGGCCCUUCAGGAAGGACGAGGGCAGGGACUCCCUGAAAAGCUGCAGAACCUACGUGCCAGAGAUCUGCACAUAUGGUGCAGGUGGAGUGGGCUUCCCAGCCACCUCUGGCCUUCCUCAGCACCAGGUUCCCCCUAUUAAGAUGAAACCCCACAAGAGUACUGAGCUCCUGGGAGUCCUUCACACUGGACAGAGGCAUCACAAGUGCAGUGAGUGUGGGAAGGUGUUCACCCGCAGAGACACACUUACUCAGCACCAGAGAGUCCACACUGGAGAAAGACCUUAUGAGUGCAGCACAUGUGGCAAGUUCUUUAGGCAAAGCUGUGACCUUUUUAAACAUGAGACAAUACACACUGGCGAAAGGCCUUACAAGUGCAGCGAUUGUGGGAAAUUCUUUAGACAAGUCUCUGGCCUUAUUGAACACAGGAGAGUUCACACGGGUGAAAGGCUCUAUCAGUGCGGUAACUGUGGAAAAUUCUUUAGUAGUAAGUCUAACCUCGUUAGACACCAGGAAGUCCACACAGGAGCAAGGCCUUAUAUGUGCAGUGAAUGUGGGAAGGAGUUCACCCGCAAACACACACUUGUUCUGCACCAGAGAACUCACACUGGAGAAAAGCCUUAUGAGUGCAGCGAAUGUGGGAAAGCCUUCAGCCAAAGCUCCCACCUUAAUGUCCAUUGGAGAAUUCACAGCAAUGAUUAUGAGUGCAGCAAAUGUGGGAAAGCAUUUAGCUGCAUCUCCAAACUCAUUCAGCACCAGAAAGUCCACUCUGGAGAAAACCCUUACGAGUGCAGCAAAUGUGGGAAAGCCUUUACUCAAAGGCCAAACCUUGUUCGGCACUGGAAGAUUCAUACUGGAGUACGGCCUUAUGUGUGCAGCGAAUGUGGGAAAGAGUUUAACCGCAAACACACACUUAUUCUCCAUCAGAAGAUUCACACUGGCAAAAAAUCUUAAGGCUACAGCAAAUUUGGAAAGUCCUUUAGCCGACACUCCCUACUUAUGGCAUGGUGGAGAAUUCCUAGCAGUAUUAUGAGUGCCCAGAUAUAAGAAAGCCUUUACCCAAAGACCAAAUCUUACUCAGCACCGGGAAGUCUGCACUGGGCAGAGGUCUUAGCAGUACAAGGGAUGUGCUGUCCCGCUGUGCAGCCUAACAGCACUCGCCGAGGUGAUGCUCUGCGAGCAGGCACUAUGAGGGAGCCAUCACGGAGGAGUAGAACCCCAUACCCGUGAGCACCCACCCCUGGGAGAUUCCCUAUGAGUACACAGACGUGAGGUCCUUCCAGGAGCCGUCUUGCACAUCCUAGACCACGUGCUUCUGCCGUUGGCGGAAUCCAUCCCACUGCUACCAUCUGGCAAAGUCUCACAGUCUGUGGCAGUCGUUCCAGCACACAUGGCGGGCCAAACUCUGCUGUUGGUUCAGUCCCUGGCAGUGGCCUAUGGGUGUCCCCGUGUCCUCCCUUUUGAGUGGUUUGUGCAUGGAAAGAAUCAGCGCACAAGGUGGGUUCUCAAGCUUGCCCAGGUUUGCCUUUGUGGACUCUGGUCUCAUGUGACACUUGCAGUGGAUGUAUAGUCUCCACUAUACCCAGCCCUUGAACUGCGUGCCUCACUGCUCAUGUUUGUGCAAUAAUAAAGUCCUUAUUCUCUGAGCUGCUUUUAAUCUUGAAGGUUCUGAUCAUGAGGAGUGUUUUGAGGACACAGUUGUGUUCUACCAGCCUGAAAGGAUAAGCGUAUUUUGUGGGAAUGCCCAGAUAUUUAUGUCACAGAGAGGACAGUAUGAUGGCAGAGAGUGGUCCUCACUCUGGUUUUGGCUGAAUUUGCAUCAUUACCUGAGGCCUAGGCAACAUCGUAGAGCUUUGUGAAAUGUUUCCUGUGACCUAGAUGCUAGUUUUAUUUGUGGGUCCAUAAAUAACUGAGGAAGGGCAGGUGUCAUAACCUCCAGUGCCUCUGGGAGUGGUGUGAGCCUGCCGCCUUCUUCCAUGGAAUGUUCCACAUUCCCAAGCACUGUUAAGAGGAAGCUGGCCUCUGUUCAGUAGGCGGAUGUCACUGGCUGGAAGGCCUUCAGGAGCUAAACGGGAAAUGAAUUGAUACAGAAGCACUAUGUGUGAUUGAUAUGGAGUUGGGGAGAUGACAGACUAGAGGGAGGUGCCCCCUGAAAGGUAGCUGCCUAGAUAUCCCCACCCUGCUGUGGCACAGGAUCAGAGGGCAAAGAAAUCUAUGGAUUCAGAGUUACGUCUCUCCUAUGGCAAAGGUCACCUGAAGGAUAAAGAUGCUGGAUUUGUGGAUUCCCUUAGACUCGGGAUGGUCCAGGUCAAGGCUGUUGCUGUACAGGCAGGAAAACAGGGUCAGAGAAGGGAGAGCCAGGAUUGCAGGGGUAUGUCUUUCAUGAUUUAUCCAGUGUUCUUGGUGAUUCAUGCAGAAAUGGUUUUCACUGGGCAUCAAUUUUUGCUGCUACUGAGGCAGGGCCACAUCUCCCAAGGCGUGAAGAGAGAGAUGGUGCAGUAAACAGUAGCGUUGACUAGGACUUAAUUUGUCCUUUUCCUGUUUUCUUAAGGUGAACUUAAUUUGAAGUGUUAUUGUGAAGAUUAAGUGAACUUAAUCUUAAGGUGUUAUUAAUUUGAAAAGUACCCUCUAAUAUAGUCAUUUAUUAUUUAAGUUUCCCUAUAAUCUAUAUUACCAAUAUCUCACAAACAUUGAUAUAUUGUACAUUGGUUUCAAAUUGGGCUGAAAAAAUUCUAGGUUUUUCUCAGGGACUUCUGGAUAAAUGGCUUUUUACACAUUAUUAAGAUCAGGACAUUGGGAUUUAUUAUGUGUUGUUUAAAAUUCAAAAAUCCCAUGAUAACACCUAGGGCCAUUUUGGUUUCCAGUUAACAUAAUGGUUAGUGGUCUGGCUUGAUGGUUACCGGAAGGGCAUAAAAAUCCCUGCUGGUGAUUCCCAGUAAAGAAAACUAAUCAGCCCACCGUACAUCAGGCAUCUUAACUCUUAGGUAGGUCAGCAAUGGCCAGAAGUAGGGUAAAAGAGGUGUGGUCUCUGGAGAAUCUGUGGCCAGAAAUUAACUCUUUUUAUUGAGGCACUUAUGUACCAGGCAAUACUUUAUUCAAUGAUAAAUAUGCACAAUGUAUAUGUAUAUCAAAACAUUAAGUUGUAAAGCUUAAAUACAUAUAAUUUUGUCAAUAAAGCCAGAAAAAAAAAGAGAAAUACAAAAUGUUUUGAAUAGCUGAAGGAGAGCAUGGAUUAUACUUAAGAACAAGGCUUUUAAUAUAAUGAACAUUAUAUUGAACAUUAUAAUAAACAUUUUUCAUUUCACAUGUGA